AUGACGCAGACCGUCGAGCCCGGAACCCUCGGCCACUUGACCGCUGACGAGGAGAGUAAACUGCAAGAAGCUUGGAAACUUUUACUCAAGCUCAGCCGAGUGAACUCGUCUCACGAUGACCCGCCGUCAGACGUCAGCAAGGACCACCAGUCCAAGGGUACACCACCAGACGUCUUCCGUGAACGCCUCUGGGGCUCCGUGCGCCAACAUCACCCAGACGCCAUUAUCCUGCGAUUUCUCCGUGCGCGAAAGUGGGACGUCGAGAAGGCCAUGGAAAUGCUCAUGUCGACAAUCGACUGGCGUCACGAGCGACGAAUGGAUGAAGAUAUCGUUAGGAAAGGCGAAUCCGUCGCGUUCAUCACAUCGCCCUCUGAGGAUCAGAAGAAUUUCCUCGCGCAGUACCGGUCGGGAAAGAGCUACGUGAGAGGCUCAGAUAUGGAAGGUCGUCCCGUGUACAUCGUCAAGGCUCGGCUGCACAAUCCCAGCCUUCAGUCCGCAGCAGCGAUGGAGGCGUUUGUCCUUCACAACGUGGAGACCAUCAGUCUGAUGGUCAAGGCUCCGAACGACAAGACGUGUCUCGUCUUUGACUUGAGCGGCUUUGGCCUUCGUAACAUGGACUUCCAUGUGGUGCAGUUCCUCGUCCAGGUCUUCGAGGCUAGGUACCCCGAGUCUCUCGGACUGGUUCUGGUGCACAAUGCGCCGUUCGUCUUCUGGGGGAUCUGGAGUGUCAUCAAGCACUGGCUUGACCCCGUUGUUGCGUCGAAGAUUACCUUCACCAGUGGUAAGACGGGCCUGUCAAAGUACAUAUCUCCAGAGAAUUUGCAAAAGUCGUACGGCGGGAAUGACACGUGGGAGUACAAAUACAUCGAACCUGUCGUUGGAGAAAACGAGCGAUUGGACGACGACGAGAAGCGAUCCAAAAUUCAAGCCGAGCACGAUGAUCUCAUUUCUCAAUUCGAGAAAACGACGGUCGAGUGGGGUCGUCAUGGGGCGGGUUCAGAUGAGGCAAAGAGAAUUGAUGGGCGGAGAGUCGAAAUCGCCAGGAAGAUGGAGGCGAACUAUUGGAAGUUGGACCCAUACCUGAGGUCGAGGACGCAUUAUCAUCGAGCGGGGGUCAUCGAUGCUGGUGGAAAGAUUGAUUGUAGGGCAACAAAGGUGGUGUAG
Molecule: messenger RNA, 1164 nt
Organism: Verticillium alfalfae VaMs.102
Lineage: Eukaryota; Fungi; Ascomycota; Sordariomycetes; Glomerellales; Plectosphaerellaceae
Product: phosphatidylinositol transfer protein CSR1
Exons: 2
Coding region: 1-1164 (387 amino acids)
Source: RefSeq, a predicted model, not a curated record